UUAGCUGUCUCUUGCUUCAUCUCCUUCCUCUCUCUCUCUCUCUCUCCAAACCCUUUAAAUCUGCAUCUUCCACACGUCUCAGACCAACCGACACACACCUCUCUCUAGCUCGUACCGUAUGAGCUUGGUCAGCUCAGCAAUAGCUAUGGCUAUGGCCAUGGAAGACACCCUUGAAUUCGACUGUUCAGUUUAUAGCAACAACACAACAACAACCACCAGCCCUAAUGAACAUGACUAUGGUUGUAACCGGCGAAACUGGCCUCCUAUUGAUAAUUGGGAGGCUCUUGCAGGGCACGACGAAUUCAAGGACCUCAUCGAAUCGAUGAUGGACGAUGAAGGAUUGAAUUUUAACCUGUUUCCGAGCGAGGUUGACGUUGUCGAAGGAGGUUCGUCCAACUCUGAAUCUGCGAACAUGAUGGCCGUGGAUGAUGAAACUAACAACGACGAUUGCAAGGGUCUAAGACUAGUCCACCUCCUGAUUGCGGCGGCGGAGGCUCUGACCGGCGUUAGCAAAAGCCGGGAUCUGGCCCGGGUGAUAUUGUUUCGGCUCAAGGAGUUGGUCUCUCCCACAGAUGGAACCAACAUGGAAAGAUUAGCGGCGUAUUUCACAGAGGCCCUACAGUGCUUGCUCGAAGGCACCGGCGGUGUCCAUCCCAAGAACCUGAUCGGCAAUAGACCACAGCGCGAUGAACAGCACCAUCAGGCGGAAGUCCUCGCCGCGUUCCAGCUGCUGCAGGAAAUGUCACCCUACGUUAAGUUCGGCCACUUCACGGCUAACCAAGCCAUUCUUGAGGCGGUGUCCCACGACAGGCGGGUACACAUCGUCGACUACGACAUCAUGGAAGGAAUCCAAUGGGCCUCUCUCAUGCAAGCAUUGGUUUCCAGGAAGGACGGGCCCCCCGCCCCACACCUCAGGAUCACUGCGAUUUCCAGGGGUGGGUCCGGCAGCGGUCGACAAUCGAUCGGGACCGUCCAGAAGACCGGUCGCCGUUUGAUCUCCUUCGCGGCGUCGAUCGGUCAACCUUUCUCGUUUCACCAGUGUAGGCUGGACUCGGACGAGACGUUCCGACCGUCCGCUCUGAAGUUAGUGAGAGGCGAGGCCCUGGUAAUCAACUGCAUGCUGCACCUCCCCCACUUCAACCACCGGUCACCGGACUCCGUUGCUUCGUUUUUAUCAGGAGCCAAGACUCUCACCCCGAGGAUAGUGACGAUGGUGGAAGAGGAGGUAGGACCCAUUGGGGAAGGAGGAUUCGUGGGCAGGUUUUUGGACACUCUCCACCACUACUCCGCCUUGUACGACUCUCUCGAGGCCGGUUUCCCCAUGCAUAGUCGGACCCGAGCUUUGGUGGAGCGAGUCUUCUUGGGGCCCCGCAUUUCCGGGUCAUUAGCUCGGAUCUACCGUGCUCGAGGGGACGACGGCAGUAAUUCGGGUGGCUCUUCGGGGGAGUGGUUGGCCACGAGUGGACUCAGAGCUGUACCCAUAAGCUUUGCCAAUCACUGUCAAGCCAAGCUUCUGCUGGGACUCUUCAACGACGGCUAUAGGGUGGAGGAAUUAGCAAAUAAUAAAAUCACUUUAGGGUGGAAAUCUCGGCGUUUGCUGUCAGCCUCUGUCUGGACACCUUCGGACUCUGACUUGUAUAUUUAAUUUUAGCCUUUUUUGUCCCUAUUAAUUCUGUGGGUUUUAUAUAU
Carya illinoinensis is the source of this 1689-nucleotide messenger RNA. Its product is annotated as protein NODULATION SIGNALING PATHWAY 2. The record is from RefSeq and is a predicted model, not a curated record. The coding region runs from base 119 to 1645 and encodes 508 amino acids. Gene Ontology annotation, biological process: regulation of DNA-templated transcription. Lineage: Eukaryota; Viridiplantae; Streptophyta; Magnoliopsida; Fagales; Juglandaceae. Gene Ontology annotation, molecular function: DNA-binding transcription factor activity; sequence-specific DNA binding. The transcript has a single exon. Gene Ontology annotation, cellular component: nucleus.